Molecule: messenger RNA, 29407 nt
Organism: Melanotaenia boesemani (Boeseman's rainbowfish)
Lineage: Eukaryota; Metazoa; Chordata; Actinopteri; Atheriniformes; Melanotaeniidae
Gene: syne2b
Product: spectrin repeat containing, nuclear envelope 2b
Exons: 125
Coding region: 1-27399 (9132 amino acids)
Cellular component (GO): membrane
Molecular function (GO): protein binding
Source: RefSeq, a predicted model, not a curated record
AUGUCGUCAGAGUUGUACUCCAGAGAUGAGCUGGUGGAGAGGGGGUCAGUCCCCCUGGACAUUGACAACAUCCACAUGCUGCUGCAGGUGGAACAAGAACAGAUUCAGAAGAGGACUUUCACCAACUGGGUCAAUGCUCAGCUGGCAAAGAGGAGGCCGCCAUGUAUGAUCGUUGACCUGUUCAAUGAUUUCCGUGACGGCUACAAACUGUUGGACCUGCUGGAGGUGAUGAGCGGGCAGCGCUUUAGUCGGGAGAGAGGCAGGGGAAUGUUUCAGCACAGGAGCAAUAUUGAGAAAGCACUCUCCUUCCUUCAAAAGAAAUCUAUCAAACUAGUCAACAUAAACAUUCCUGACAUUAUCGAUGGGAAGCCCUCCAUCAUCCUGGGCCUCAUAUGGAUGAUCAUCCUUCAGUAUCAUAUUGAGGAGUUGGCCAGUUGCCUCUCCUUCGACUCCCGUCAGUCUUCCAUGGAGUCUUUGGCCAGUUUGGACACUCACUCCACCCUGUCAAGCCGCUCAGCCAGCAGCAGUCCUGUUCCCCCCAAAGGUUCACCACUUCAUAACCGUUUCAGGGUUUCUGCCAAGAAGGCCCUGCUGCUCUGGGUGCGCGAGCAGUGCCACAAAGCUGGCUGUUCAAUAAAUGUAAAAGACUUCAAGGCCAGCUGGAGGAGUGGAGUGGUAUUUCUGGCAAUUUUAUAUGCUCUACGACCUGACCUGGUGGAUCUAACCAAAGCAAGAACCAGAAGCAAUAAGCAGAACCUGGAGGAAGCCUUCUGCAUCGCAGAAAAAGAGUUGAGGAUCCCUCGACUGCUUGAGCCAGAUGAUGUGGACGUUCGAGACCCUGAUGAGAAGUCCAUCAUGACCUAUGUGGCUCAGUUCCUGCAGUACUCCAGAGACAUGCCAGUUCCAGAGGAGGAAAUGCAGUACCUGACGCCUCCUAAAGGUCCCUCACCUAUCAACCUCCCUGUCCACUACACUCCUGCUAUUUCUGCUUCACCUCUUCGACAGGCGACACCUGAUCGAAAAGCUCAGGAAGUCACAUGCUGGCUUGCUCAGGCCUACGAUGAGCUGCUGGAGGGGUGGGACUCCACAGAGGGAGAAAGCUACUCAGAGAGAUACCAUGUAUUUCAGACCUUUCUGGUGUCCUUUAAUGAGCAGCGAAGGCCCAUCAUGCCUUUACUGACAGCCAUGAGACGAACUCCAAAACUGAGCGAGGAGCAGCGGGCUCUCCGAGAGGCGUGGGACGCCCUCAGUGAAAAGCUUCGUGAAUACAAGAUAGAGUUAGACAUGAGGCUUCCAGCCCCCUUGGACACAGUAGCUCAUUGGCUGUUGAGGACUGAGGGGGUGUUAACGGAGGAACAGGGUGACCCUCAGGAUCACAGCUGUGCUGCUGAUGAAGCCAGAGAAAAACAAGAGCUGCUCAAAGUUUGCCUGGAGGAGAUGCCGCAGCAGCUGAAGACCUUCCAGUCCUUCCAAAACGUGGAUGAGUAUGGAAACAUGAUGGUUCCCACGGACAAGAUGGAUGAGCUGAAGAGGAGAUUCACCAGUGUAAGAGUGACCGCUAAGUACCAUGGGAUCAAGCUGGAGUACCAUGAGCACCGCCACACAGUUUUGGAUCUGUUGGGCCAGAUCAGGACUAAGCUACACAUCUGGAAGAGACCAUAUAUCUCUCCAGAGGCUGUCAGGGUCUUGCUGCAAGAAUGGCAUGAAAUGGUAAACACUCAGGAGCUACCGACUUUGUUGGAAGCAGCUCUCCGUAAGCUGAAGCAGAUUUCUGAGAAAUAUUCAAGCAAAUCUGCCCUCUCUGCAGAUUACCACCAUGUCAGUCAGCAGGUGAAGCGGCUUGAGGAGGACACAGCUGUAGUUUUGGAGGAAAUGACAACAGCUAAAGGCAUCAUGGGCCGCGUCCUUUCUGCCUGGGACUCGUACAGCGACUGCCUUAGCUCCCUGCAGGCCUGGCUAGCACAGGGUUCUGUAACAUACAGUCAUAGCAACAUACCAGUGGUGACAUCGAAAUCCAUGGCUGAGUGGGGUGCUCGGCAUGCCCACCUGAUUGAGGUGGGUAGCUUCCUGAUUGAACUGACUGACCCUCAAACCAGCCGGAGUAUAGCAGAGGAGAUGCGGAAACUCAACAUGCACUGGGCAGAGUUUGUCAAAAGAAACACUUCCGAUAGCAUACCUGAGCCCAUUGCAGAUAUUCAGACCACUGCACAAGACCUCCAAGCUUUGAUCAGAGAGGCCAAUCUGAUUCUCAGAGAGCCUCUGGAGGCAAUGGCAGGUCCACUACGCACCUACAGGAAAAGACUACAGUUCAUAAUGAGGAAAAUAAAGGAAGUGGAUCUGGAAGCUUUAGAUCCGUCUCCUGAAUUCUCAUCCGAUCAGUUACUGAAAUUGAAACUUGCAACACCUGAAGUAAUGCAGACCUUGUUUGAGACAGAGCAGUUGUGUGCAGAGGUGCAGCACAGUGUGUCUGGGUUGGACAGUAGACUAGCUGAACUCCUGCACUGGGAAGCUGAAGCGAGAGAGCUCUACCAGCUGCUGAGGACCACUGACCGACAGCAAAAACACCAGGGCCAAGACCCAAGAGCCAGGGUCAUCAUAUCCCGUGGUCUACAGCUGGAGGGUCAGGUGGUCACAGAGGAGCAAGAUUUGCAGGUUAUAAUUAUGACAAGUCAGAAGAACUCCCCCCUCCAGUACCUCCAUGCCUCUGCUAUGCAGGAAAGAGUACGGGCUGCUGUCGCUCAAUCACAGGAGGCAAUUGGUAUGCUAAGCAGCCUGGGAGCCAGAAGGGACAGAAGCAGGAGCCCUCCAGAGGCCAGCCCUCCAUCAAAGGUCUUUAUCCAGGCUAAAGCAAAACCUCAACAUCUGAUAGAGUCAGACAUCAGGGAGCCAACUCGACAGCCUGAGACACAACUCAGUGAUGAAACUUUUGUGCCGAAGAUAGUUGUGCAGGAGUACAGAGAAGAAAGGAUGACACCUCCCCCAGUGCCACUCCUAGUGCAACCUGCGAUGCAGACUGGCACAAAGUCACCACCAGAGGACCAAACUCAGACUUUCCCAGAGACUGCUUCACAAACACAGCUGAAGAUUCAGGAGCAAAGUUUGAUUUCACAGGAGCUUGUGCAUCAAGGACUUACUAUACACACGACAAAUGAAGUACAUAAACAAAAGUCUCUGGAGCAUGAGAAACUACUAGAUGUACAAGAACAAGAGCUAAAGCCAAUGCAACCCCUGCCAUACCAGCAACAGUUGGAGCUGCAUCAGGUUCAGCAACAUGCAGUUACCACUACACAAGUUGAAACACAAGUUAAAAAGAUGUCAGAGCUGCAUGAGCAGACUCCACAACAGAAAACAGCUUUGAAGAAAAAACCUUUGAGUUCACAAGAGCUCCAAACCAGAAAGAUGCAGGCUAUGAAGAACCGACCCUGGCUUCAGAAAACAACUUUAAAGGAACAGAAAGCUCCAGCAAAUCCAGAACAAGAUUCUUCUCAGGAUCCUGCUCAGGCUCAACAGAUUCAGUCACAGUUAAAGAAAGAAACGUCCCAACUCCAGAUGCAACCGACGAUUCAGUCAGCAACUCAGACCAAACCUCAGCCCCAGCUACCACCCCAAGCAGUGUUUGAGUUGUCCGCUCAAGCAGAGGUUGAGUUACUUGAACACCAGGUACCCAAACAACCCAUGGUUCUGUCACCAACCAAAUCUGAGGUUGAGCCAGCACUGCAACCCAAAGUGCAGGCAGAAAUUACACCACCAACUCAGCCUAAAGAUCAGUCACCAAUCCAGUCUCAGGCACAGAACCAACUGCAGGCUCAAUCGCCAUCACAACCAAGGGCUCAAACAACGCUGCAGUCCAAGGCUCAAUCACCACCACAGGCCAGACCUCAGCCUCUCCCACAGUCAAAACCUCACCCCCAACCUCCUCUGCAACCCAAACCUCAACAACCCCCAACUGCUGCCCUCUCUCAGGUCACAGUGCUGCCUGAGAUCCAGCCUGAGUCACCAGAGCUCUGCAUCAAACCUCCCACCCUGGCCCAGGCACCUCCCCAGGCCUACACAGAGGCCUACAAUAAAGCCCAAGCUCUGGCCAGGAAUGGCUUUGAGGAGGCCAAGUACUGCCUGCAGGCACACAUCAUGGAAGCUAUCACUGUCUUUAAAGAUAAGCGCUUAUCAGCUGAGCAGGCAUCUGUUAAAGAGGAGAUUCUGGGGACUCUGGACCCAGAGUUGUUGGAGGGGUUCUUGAGAGCAGCCAAGGGCAUGGAGGCCUUUUGUACCCCCUCACAGCUCAGAGACAUGGAGUUCUUCUCCCAGUCUGUCAGGACGCAGUGGGAGGCCUGCUUCUCAGCAGACUUUGCAGAGGCAGGACAGCACCUGGAAGCCUUGAAAGAGUUGUGUGACACUCUGAGUCCUGAGGAUGCUCACCGCUUGGCCCAGACCCAGCUGAUGGAGUGUGAGAAGAGGCUGGCUGCCAUCCAGCGUCAGUUCAGUGGAGACCAAGACACAUCACAUACCGAAGCAAGGAUUCAGCUUGCCUUCAGUGAGGAUCUGACCACACACAAGGAACCUAAAAAGUCAAGUGAUAAAGCUCAGGUUAUAACUGAGUUCUUGAGGCAGGAGAGUGAACAGCUGUGGUCUGAGUUUUCAAACCAAUGCUCCCAGUGUUCCCAGUUGAACAGGGACAUGUUUGUGGAGCAGGAGAGGUCAGAGCUGCAGGAGCAGUGGCGCAGCCAACAGACAAACCUUCAGAGGAGAGGCAGCUCUCUGAGUGCUGCUCUCAGACAGAUUGACUCCACAGAGAACCACAUGGUGGACUUCACCGACCGCUUGGACCGAUACCUGAGACAGCCAAAAGACAUCACUGGCUUCACGCUGGCCAACACCAACAUCCUGAAGGAUAUUAAGGAACUGGAUGACAACAUUCAAAGUGAGCUGGACCAGCUGGCCAGAUUGGACCCUGAAUCUAGUGAUCUGGACCCUAGAGAACGCUUCCCCCUAACCCGGGAGGUUGAGACUCACAAAGCAAGCCUUGAUCAACUUAGACAGCAGGUCCGGAAGAGCGAAGCAGCCGCCCGCGCCCUGGACAGAUUCCUAAUGUCCCUGCGCACUGUGGAUGAAGACAUUUCAGGUGUCCAAGGCGCCCCCUGCAGUGACUCUGUAGUACUGCAGGACUGUCGCUCCAAGUUGGCUCUGAUCAAGCAGAGUAUUGACAGUUUGAAGGAGAAGGCACCUCAGUUGGAUCUGCUCCUCCAGGGAGCAAGGCUUACGGUCACCAGGGAUGGUGUCCCUGCCUCCUGCCUCGACAUGGUGACCUCUCUGCUGAGAAGACUGGAGGAGGCUGACAGUGGGCUGGCCGGCCAGCAGAAAGGCCUUCAGAAAGAGACUCAAACCAAAUCCUUGGGUCUGAGGAAAAGGACAAUGUUGGGGGAGCUGAAGAAGCUGCAGGAUACGAUUGAAGAGCAAGGCCUGAAAGAGCCCACCAUGCCUGCUGUCCAACACAGGCUCCGUGCGCUGUCAGAUUUGGAAGGCCAGCUGCAGGCUCAACACUUUGACCUGGAGAGCCUCCGUGAACUGCAAGAGAAGCAGGGAGGAGAAAAUGUCCUUCAGGAGGUGGAGGCUCAGUGGAAAGAGACUGAAAGAGCUUUUGCUGACAGGAAGAAGCAGUGCAAUGUUCUGUUAGAGCUUCUGAAGAAGUUCCAGACCUGCCGCAGUCACCUGAGCAACACCAUCCAGAAAGCAGAGCAGACAGUCAGCCAUCAGGCCUCAUAUAUGGGCAAAGACAACUUGCAGAGAAGCAUGACAAAGGUGUGUGAUAUUAAGGAAGAGCUGGGGGGUCUCGGUGAGCAGAUAGAAGAGAUGAGAGGUGUUUGCAAACAGCUCCAGUCUGAACUGAAGAAGUUUCCAGAAUGCAACGAGACUGCCUUUGAAGCUGAGGCUGACACGCUGAUGGACAACUGGCUCGAUGUAACAGAGAAGACAGAUGCCUACAUGGAUAACCUACGAGUGGGGCUGGAGCUGUGGGAGAAGCAGCUGAUGCUGGGAGGAGAAGUGGACAGCUGGGCUGGAGCCAAGCUUGCCCUGUUUGCAGAGAGCCAUCCUUUUAACAACGAACAAGAAGUGCUCGCCAUGAGGGAUGAGAUUCAUACCAAUGAAGAGAAUAUUGCACAUUUUCACAAGAAAUCUAUGGAGAUCCAGGAGAUGCUGCAGAGUCAAGAGGCUCCUUUGGAGCUGCAGGUGAUGGAGACUCAGCUGAGGAAGAGAAUGGAGCAGGUGAAGGAGCUGUUUACUGACUGCACAGAUGUGUUUGAGGAGCUGGUAGCUGUGAGGAAACAUCUAUCUGAGAAGAUAGAAGAGUGCCAAACAGCCAUAGAGAACAUCCAGUGUUGUCUCAGUGGGAUCGAUGCUUCAGAGCCAAAACUUGAAGCCCAGAUCCAGGAUCUGUGGGAUGACUUGGAGUCUCAAGAAGAGCAGGCAGAGGCUGUGCUGAAGGAGGUGACUCUGGUUUCCAGCGUGGCCAGUCCGCAGGUGCUGGAGGAGCUGUCUGUUGACUGCAGCCGGCUGAGAGAGGCCGUCUCCAGAACCAAAGACAUGAUCCACCUGAAGAGAGAGGAGAGGGACAAAGGCUUGCUCAAGGUUAUCAAUGAUGAAAAGCAGUCAUUUGAGGAAUGGUUCCAGGAUCUACAGCUUUUAGUCAACGAGUGCUUUGAGAACCCUGAGAGCAGAGCAGAUGUGGAAACCUCCGUGCAAAGAUUAAAUGGUUUCUUAAAGGCCAAGGAUACAGAGAGACGUCUGGAUCAACUGAAAGAGCAGCUGGAGAGAGGCAGCCAGCAGUUUCCUCCCCAGCGGCUCUCUGAGCUCACCAGCUGGCUGAAGGAGCAGCAGGAGGAGGUGGCCACAUUCAGAGCACACUGCCACAACAGGCAGAAGCAGAUGGAGUCACUCCUCGAUGACUUGAACUGUCUGCAGAAGCAGCAUGAUAGCUUGUGUGAGUGGCUUCAGAGCAAAGAAAAACAGUCUGCGGUGUCAGAAAAUGUGAAACAACUUCUCCAAGAUCUUCAGCAUGAGAGCAGUAGAGCUGAGACCCUCAGCGAGCUCCUAGCAUCGGUACGCCGACAAGGCGUCAGAGCAGACACCCUUCUGAAGGAUGGAGACAACCUAAUUCAACGCCACCGAAACCUGGAGGCUAAACUGCAGAAACAGGCCGAGGCUCAAAGUGCCUUGGAGGAAGAGUUCCACAGGUUUAAAACCCAGGUUGAGAGCACCAGGACCUGGAUCUGGGACCUCUCAGAACCACUCACGUCUUCUGGCAGAGACAUCGAGAUGGAGGAGAUGAAGAGCAGAGCAAUGGCUAUUCUAAACUCCAAACCUGAGGGAGACUCUAAAGUGAAGGACCUGAGAAGACAAAUGGAAAGUCUGUGUGAGCAGGAAGACUUAGAGGAGAGCAGGAAACCAGAAGCUCAGCUGUUUGUCAGAGAUACAGAAAAUGAGUGGAGGACUGCCCUUCAGACGGCUGAGGAGGCUCUCAAUAAGGCAGAUACACAAGCACUGUUAGAUAAAGACCUUCAAGCUUUCCAGUCCCACAAAAAAAGUUUUCUAUCCUGGAUCAAAGACCAGAAUGAGAACCUCACAUCUCUUGGUGUUCAUAUGCAAAUUGAAGAAAAGAUAAAUGUUGCACAAGCUGUUCUGAGCUCCAGGUUUCAAGGGGAGUCAAGGCUCCAGGAUCUGAGGCAGCAAUGCCAGAGUCUGUGUGACAAGCAGGGCUUGGACACCAGCAGAAGGCAGGAAAUUCACGAUGCAGGCAAACACACAGAGGAGCAGUGGUGGAAAGUCUUACAGGCUGCAGAGGAGGCUCUCAACCAGGCUGAGAUGGAAGCUGCUUCAGAGAGGGACUUUGUUGCUUUCAAAAACCAAAAUGAAACAGUCCAGUCUUGGAUCAGAGAGCAGAAGCAAAAACUGUUGGUCCUUGGUAGUCACAUGCAGUUUGAAGAGAGGCUGCAGGUUGCACAGGCUGUCAUGACUUCUGAACCAGAAGGAGAGUCUAAGCUUUGUGAGCUGAAGAGACAAUGUGAAAGUCUGUGUGAGCACCUGGAGGAGAGCAGGAAGCUGGAGGUGGAGCAGCUGCUAAAAUCCACAGAGCAGCAGUGGAGAACAGCUCUGCAGACCGCCAGACAAGCAGAACUCAGAAGUCUUUUAGAUGACUUUGACACUCAGAGUAAAAACACUGAGUUCUGGAUCAGAGACAAACAACAGAAGCUGCAGUCUGUGGGAAGCUACACCUCACCUGAAGAGAAAAGCCAAGCGGCUCAGAUCAUUUUGACCUCCAGACCAGAAGGUGAUGUUAAAGUGAACAACCUAAGGAGACGAGGCCAGACUUUGUGUGACCAUCCAGAUGCUGAUGAGGGCAGGAAAGUCCAGGUCCAGCAGACAGUUAAAGACACAGAGGAGCAGUGGAGGACGGUGCUGCAGGCUGCCAAACAGCUUAAAGCUGCAGCAGCAGCUCAGAUUGCUGAGGAGGCUGAGAGGAGAGCGUUGGAGGCUGUUAUGAGCUCAAGGCCUGAAGGAGACUCAAGGAUUCAGAAGCUCAGGAGACAGGGUGAGAGUCUGUGUGUCCAGGACCUUGAGGGAAACAAAAAAGAAGAGGUGCAGCGAACAGUAAGAGACACAGUAGAGCAGUGGUUGAGGGUCCUGCAAGAUGCUAAAGAAGCCUUUUGCCAAGCUGAAAGACAGAGUGCUCUGGAUGGUCAGCUGAGGGACUUUGAAGCUUUGAUGGAAAACACCAAAGCCUGGCUGGAAGAGAAGCGGAAAAGGCUUGUUUAUCUGGACUGUCAGACUGAUCCAGAACAGGCCAUAAACACUGCACAGAACAUCCUGAGCUGUAAGCCUGAAGGAGACUCCAAGCUGACAGAACUGAGACGACAGAGCCAGGGUCUGUCCGACCAGCAGGACUUGGAGGAGCACACAAGACACGAGGCUGAGCAGACAGUACGAGACUUAGAGGAGCAUUGGAAGAUGGUCCUGCAGACUGCUGAAAACACUUCGAAGGAAGCUGAGGUCCGGUACUCGCUGUCCAGGGAGCUGGAGGCCUUCUGGACCCAUGCUGGGAGCACCAGGACUUGGGUGGAAGGCCUGCAGAAACAAGCACAGUCCCUGCAGGGUGGCACUCUUGGCAGCAAGACUGAGAUCGAAGAAAGACUGAACACUGCACAGGCCAUCUUAAGCUCAGGAACAAACGGUGAUGCCCAAGUGACGGAGCUGAAGAAAAGCGCGCAGAGUCUCUGUGGCCAAAAAGAUCUGGAACAUGACAAGAUAGCUGAAGUUGAGCAGAUGGUCAGACACACAGAGACACAGUGGAGGACAGUUGUUCAGGCUGCUGAGGAAACACAGAGACAACUGCAGGGUGUUGUGGAGCGUCUUGUUUCCUGUUACUACAAGCGAGAUCAAGCUGAAGCCCGUUUGGUUGGGCUCCAGAAGCAGACGUCCAGCCUCCCACAUGUCUUCCCCUGGCCAGGCCUCGGGGAGAGAAGGCAGGCUGUGGAACAAGCACGGACCCUCCGGGAUCAAAGCACAGCCUUGGCUCUGGUUGUCUCAGAGGUCCGCACUCAGGCUGCAGAGCUGUUUGAAAUUACACAGGACCAAAGUUGGACAGAGCCGUCAUGGGCAGGAAAGCAGGAGGCCAUCUCUGCUCUGCUGAGAGAGCUAACUGAUAUUGUAGCAAACCUGGAGCAAGGCAUUCAGACAGAGCGACAGUGCACCCUGCUGAUCGAGCAGCACGAAGCAGCUCAGGACUGGCUGAGGGAGCAGGUUAAAGGCCUCGGACCUCCUCCAGCAGACAGACAUGGUCUCCAAAGUGCUGCCAACAACCUAAAGGCGUUGCUCCAGACAGUUGACAGGGAGCAGAAAGAGAUGAUGGAAAUAGACUCAGCCAGAGACAGUUUGCUGAGUCUCUGCACUCCUGGAGGUCAGGAUGCUCUGACCCUGGAGGUCAGCCACCUCCAUGACCUCUGUGCCAACUCGGAGCAGGAAGUGAGAGAGUGCUUGAAGACCUGUGAGAUGCAGUUAGAGGAGAUGGACCGUGAGCUGGCCCAGAUGGCCCAGGAUCUGAAGGAGAGAGCUGCAGCCCUGCAAUGGGAGCUGCGCUCUCUGGACCAGGCGCUCAGCUACAGCGAACCACAGAACAACAUUGCUCAGCUUCAGCAGCACUGGAACAGCCUUCAGAACUGUGAGAAGUCCCUCGAGGAUUUGGGUGUAAAGGUCCAAGAUCUGCACCAGGAAGUAAAAUCCACGUCUUCUACCAAAGAGCUGCCUGCAUAUAUUAUCAGUGUGGUUGAAUCUUUAUGCCAGCAACACGCCAGUCUGAAGUCCAGGCUGUGUGAGCAUCAGGAUAGUUGCUCUACAAACACAGCCACCUAUCUGCAGGACUGUCUUCAUGCCCUGCAGCAAUGGAGCCAAAGCAACCCAUCAGACUCCGUUUCAUCUGUACAGGUGACAUUAGAGGAAGGAGAAAAGUUACAGAACAGCCUGCAGGAGGCGCUCUUUCACCAGCAGUUUCUAACAGCCUGUUUGACACCAGACUUGUUAGAGAAACUGCAGAAAGAGAGUUCAGAGAUGCUCGGAGAAGUGCACACACACAAGGCCACUCUAACGCAAAGCUUAAAGGUUAUGACCUCUGUUGUGGCUCCACCGAGGAAAAACAAGCGCUCACUUGAGAAGCAAACUUCAUCCUUUACAGAAAAAUCUGCAUCCAAUGAUGAGUUGUCGAUUCCUGCUGAGGCUAAAACUUCUGGUGGGACAGAAGUCGUAGAAGUCACAAAAAGUGCUAGUGUAGAGCAAAUCAUGACUGAAACAAGUAUUCCUCAAGAAACAAAGAGCAAAAGAGUAAAACCAGAUGAGCCUCUCACAGAUGAGCCCUCUGGGAUCCAAAAGGCAACUGACCAGUCAGAAAAUUUACUUCCACCAUCCAGGAGAAAGUCAAAGACGUCAGCCACUGAAACAGAGAUUCCCACAUCUCUCCCAGCUACUGCUGGAGGAGCUUCAGAUGUCGUCCGUGAACCAGAGUCUGUACUGGGACAAACUGAAACUGCUGAGGUUUUACCUCCCAGGCGCAAGUCAAAGAGUCCAAAACUUCCUCCAAAACACACUGACCCACAGGAAACACAGAUGGUGGAAGAACCCCAAAGUCAAAGACCUGUGGAAGAACCAAAACUUGUACCAGUUAGAAGAAAGUCAAAGAAUGCAGAACCUGUUAAGCAGGACUCACAGAGUCCAGAAGUGGAGCCUGAUUAUCAUCAGAAAAUCCCAGACACCCUGACAUCUUCAACACAGAUGGAAACAGAACCAACUGAAACUGCUGCCAUGAACAAUAAUAAACCUUCUCCAACCAAGAGAAAAUCUAAAGGUCAGAAGCUCCUCCCAGAAUCUCCUGCUGAGACAGAAAACAAGCAGGAAUCUGGCAGUGAGGAGGCUUCAGUGCAUUCUGCAGAGCAAACGCAACCGGCUGUGGAAAAAACUAACAUGCUACCAGCCAGGAGAAAGCUGAAGGAUCUUGAGGUUUCCAUAGAGACCAAACAAGAACCAUCUCCAGAGGUUGUUUCAGAGGCAGCUGAAAGUACGUUUAUACCACCCAAGAGAAAAUCAAGGAGCACAGAACUUUCUCCCAGUCUUGCUGAAAAUAAAAGUGGUGAAUCUUCCUCAGACUUGGAUGCCCAGGUGAAACUUUCUGCUACUGAAGAAACAGCCAGAAGAAGGUCCAAAACUGCUGACCUUUCUCAAACCUCUGAGACAGUCAGUGUCCCCGUAGUAGCACCUGAUGCAGAGCUUGAACAAAAUAAGAAGACAACAAAGAGUCCUGCAGCUUCACCAGCUCUUCCUCACAAGAUGGAAACAUGGGUCUUGGAGAAGAGUGAGACUCAGAUAGCUGAAGAUGCUGCUACGGAAGAGAGUAAGGUUACAGGUCCUAAAAGUCCUGAAGAAGAGGCAGACAGUGUGAAACUGGCUACAGCUUUAGAGAUGAAGACAGUUCUGGCUGAAAAGGCAGCUGCAGAGAGUCAAGCAGAAAUCAGUUCUUAUCAGACUGAAAGGCAAGUUGGUGCUGCUACUAUUCAAAACCUUCAAGAAAAGAAAGUUACAGUUUUUCCAGAUGCGAAUGAAGUGUUUAUUCAAACAGCUGAGACUCUUCCACAUGAAGCAGAAACUUCUCAUCCUGAGCCAGUCAAGUUGGUGACUCUGCCUGAUUCAAUCACACCAUCUAAAACCUCGGAGGAGUCUAAACGGCAUCUUGAAGAAGCGUCAGAACUGAUUGCUGUCCUGCCUAAAGAACCGCACCCGCCUCUCUCAUCUGAUGCUGCAGACACAAAAAAUAUUGCAGAUUACAUCGACAAGCUGUGGAAAAACACAGAAGAGACUCAGAAGAGAUAUUUGGUCCUCGAUCUGCUUGAUACAGAGAUCUUCCAGACAUGUGAGAUAAAGCAAGACCAGGUGGAGGAGGAGAAGGAAGCUGUGAGUCAGCGAAAGCUCUCUGAACAGGUUGUACAACAACCUGAAAAGGGUAAGGAUGAUGAGAUUCAGGUGCCAACACAUACCAUCCAAGAUAGUGCAGACAGCCAGGGUGAUAUCCAGCUGGAGCCUCAAGUUCGUAUUCUGCAGUUAGAUAUAUGCACCAGUCUGGAGGAGAAUGAAAACACAUCCGUCUCUGUUGAAGCAGCUAUCCACAGUGAAGGUGUACUUGAAAGCAGCGUGGAAGAUUUGACUCUGACAGACUCCAGUGUUUCUCCAGCCAAAGAGCCACAACACAAGACAGAAUUAGUAGAAAUAAGCUUUUAUGAGCAAAACGUGGCAAAAAGGAUUGAAGCUCAACCCAAAGCAGUCAGCGAGUACUCCAUCCAAGAAGCAUCUGUCUCAGUGGAGAAGAUUCACAUGGGGCCAGUGCGUGUUCUGCAGCUAGACAUACAAACCAGCUUCGAAGAGCAUGACCACCUGGAUGUCAGAAGAGAAGCAGAACUCAAUGUUAUUCCAGAGAAAACAGAAGCUGAGACGGUUGAAAUAACGAUGGAAGGAGACGGUACUGAAUAUCAAGAAUAUUUGUCUCAAGAGGACUCUGCUCAACUCACCUCAAUUCAACCCCAUGAGAUAAGAUAUAUAGAAAUAAGCCUGGAUGAGCCAAACAAACUAAGUCCAAGAGAAACUGAUGCUAAGAUGACCACAGAGGAAAGAUGUGACACAGAACAUGGUGUCCAAGAAGAGCAUCACGAAGAUGCUGCUGAGGAUUUAUCUAAGAAACUGGAAGAAAAGGCUGUCAAAGGGGAGGAAGUCCAGCUGGAGGCUGAAGUGCUUGUUUCAACUAGCAAUCUGGAGGAGCAUGAAAACUCAUUCAUCCUGACUGCAAAUGAAGCAGAAAUGGGGACUAGUCAGUGCAUAAAGACGACUACAGCUGACCUUCAACCAGAAAAGACUGCAGAUGAGACAACAAGAGAGGAAGAAAUGGUCUCCGAACGUCAGGAGGACGAGUGUCAGAGUGACUCCACUCAAAUAGUUCCUGAGUCAAAGGAGACAGAGCUGGAAUCAGUGAUUCAGCUUGAUACAGUUAACGAAAGCAAAGAUGUGACUGCAGCUGAAAUUCCACUUGAUGAGUCAGAAUCCGAGAUGAUUAAAGAAGAUGUGCAAGAAAGCUUCACCGACUUCCUGUCGCAACCCGCUGUGCUUCCUAAAGUCAAACCAGAUGAAAACAAAACAGAUGACGGAGAAAAGAUUGACGGACAGCAGGAGAAGGAGACAGAGAGAGAGGCUGAGGAAGAAGAGAAGGAUGUCAGCGUAGAAGUUAAGCUCCAAACGAGCACAACGGCCACCGGUGAAAUGAAGCUUCAGAGUUCGGCUUCUCCACAGGAAAAGAUGCUAAGUGGUGAAGAGAUACCAACAGAGUCCUUGCAGGCGGUUGAGAAAUCUUCCAUGGACGUUGUCCAGGGUGAGAUAACCCAGCUGGAUGGAUUGUCCACUGGGGAAAAUGAAGAAGAAGAAAAUGUUCUGAGUUCUGAGAAACUAACUCUGGACCCACCGGAUGAAUCAGUCAUGGAGAACAUCUUUGCAAAGAUCCAGCAGCUUGCAGGAUCGGAAGCCAUAAGUCAGCUCAUUGAGAGUCAACCACACGAUGAUGCUCCAGAGACUGUGAUUACAUCCACCAGUGAUUUGGACAUUAAACUGAGCAGAUUAGUCUCUAAAAUUCUGAGCUUAAAGAACCAACCUGCUGAGCUUAGUCCGACAGCGAUGGCCCAGCAGGUGGAGGAGAUUCAGGCGUGCCGGGAGCAGGUCCAGCAUCAGCUGACUUUGUUCCCUCAGCUUCAAGAGGCUGAUGCUAUGGACAGGGACCAGUGGAGCACCACAGCUCAGGAUGCAGUAGCAGUGAUCCAGAGUAAAGAAGCUCAGCUACAGCUGGUAACUGAUUACUUCAGACAGAUUGAAACAGCAAAGACAACUACAGACAGACUGACAGCUGAACUGGAUGCUGUGAAAAUGUCUCCACAGGAGAGCAGCAACAAGGAGGUGGAGCAGUUAUGCUCCUUUCAAAGAAGUAUGGAGGAGAACAGGACAGUACUCGGGGAGUUGCUUAUGACCCAUUCCAAGCUGUGUCUCCAUCUCAGUCAGUCGGACCGAGAAGCUGCACUGAUGGAGCUAAAGAACCUCCAAGAGAAGUGGAGAACCCUGGAGAGAAACAUUGAGAGCACUCUUCAUCACACAAAGGUCAUUUCUCAUCAGACCAACAGUCUUCUGUCAGAGCUGUCAGGUCUACAAGAACACCUGGAAACCAUUAAGAGAGACCUGGAAGCUACAUUUUCCUCAGUCAGUCAGUGGAACUGCAAGGAUGCACAGCAGCUGAUGCAGGCGAAUGCUGAGGUGAAAGCAGCCCAGCAGCAGUGCUUAUAUUUCCAGCAGCUGUCAGAGGAGUUGCUCCAUGCAUCAUGUUGGGCGACUGAGUCGAAGGAAAUACAAAAUGGGCUUCAGGAAAUCAAAGACAAACUUAGCUACACAGAGGAGCUACUGUCUUCCCAAACUAAGAUGAGCAGCAACCCCACAAUGGAGAAAAUAAUGGCUGUGGUGAGGGAUGGGCUUGUAUGGGCCAAACAAACAGAGAGGGACAUCGAUGGCAGGAGGAAGAGGGUGCCUCUUCUACCUGAAGAGGUUCACCAUCAUCUCAGAGAUCUAAAAAAACUACAGUCUGAGGUGAUGACCAAACAAGGUCAACUAGAGACGCUGGUGGAGGAGGUGACGGAGCUCCUUCCCCAGCUGGACCAGGCUGAAGAGGUGCCAGUUGUACACAGUUCUUUGGACUGCCUCGAAGAACUCUCUAAGUCCACCACUGAGAAGCUGUCCAAGGCUUUGAAGGAGCUAGAGUCAGGACUCCAGACAAGAGAAAAGCUAUCUGAGCAGAUUGCUGAUCUAGACUCCUGGAUUGUGGCUAAUCUGCAGUCAGAGACCUUGAGGAGUGGAGACAGUGACCUUGUGAGCCAAACUGAACUCGAUCGCAGAGGCCGCCAGAUCCAGGAAACCCUGUGUGAAGCUGAGAGGCAGACAGCGAUCUGUGAGGCUCUCUUCAUCAGUAGUAAAGAUAUUGCAUCUGAACUUAGCGUCACAGAGAGUUGUCAGCUUUUUGACAAGAUAAGAGACAUCCAGGAGGACAUCAGAGCCAUCAGUAGCAAAGAAAAGGCCAAUAAAGAGGAACUGGAUGAACUUAUUAAGACUGUAGAUUCAAGAUACAAAAACCUGUUGACUGUUGAGAAAAGCUUAAGGGAGAUUUUAAUGGAUCUGAGCAGACACCAGUAUCUCAUCACAAGAGAGUCCCUGCAAGCUUUCAAACCUUUCAAACACAUGAUUUUGGAGCACAAGUCCGAGGUUGACCUUCUGAUACCAUGGAUUCCUCAGGAAAAGACGAGAGAACUGAACUCUGUGAUUUAUGAACUCCAAAACAAAAUUCUUACUCUGGAAAUGAAAGCCAAAGACCACGAGAGGUACCUGAACAUGAGGCAAUGUGUGGAGGACCUCAGGGAGAGCUUUCAGGAGGAAGUUCACCAGGCCAAAGAGGAUAGCAGGAGCUUGGAGGACAGAUACAAACUUUGCCACACUCUCCUCUUCCUCUUUCCUCUGAUGAAAGGAUUGUGUAGCGAGGCUCGCUCUACACUUCAAGUGAUCUCUGCCGACCUCUAUCCCUCACAGCUGACCGCAGAGCAACACAGGCUGAAGCAAAAUGAGGAGAGCCUGGAUACCUGGGAAAUGAGUCUGUCCAAAAACCUCAGACUCAUUGAGCUGAACGUGCUCAAAGAACUGGACCUCGAAUCGGAAAAGAAAGCCACUCAGAUCUUCCUCUUAAGGACCCAGCAAGAGCUUCAGAAGCUCCCCUCAUUGGAGCCAAAUCAAACUGUGAUAAACAGAGAAUACCAGAAAGCUGUGUUUCUGAAAAAGACUGUGGAGUCAAAAAUGAGAGUGCUGGAGGUUCUGGAGCAAAAGACGGGAAGCGAAGAAAGACGAGGAUCUCAAGAUCUAAUGGACUUGACGAAUGUAGUCCUUCGUGAAUGUGACUUACAAAUGGAGAACAUCCUCCAGGCCAGCGAGUGUUUAAGAGGCUACACCUCUGCUGUUAAAGAUGCCGCAUGGUUUCUGCAGGGUACCGAGGUCUCUAUGCUGCCCCCUCAGGGCUCUGUUAGACCAUGCUGUGACAGUCUUGAGGACACCCAGCAGGCCUUGUCCUCACUGCAGCAGCACUUCCAAGCCUAUGUGGAGCGGCUUCAAAACCAGGCUGCUUUGCAAACUUGCUUGUCUCCACAAACGUUGAAGCAGCUUCAUGAAAACAUAUUGAGCCAGCUCCUUGUCAGGGUGUCCACUCUCCAGGCAAAGGGCCAAGUACGACUGGAGUGUCUCAGCAGGUGUGCAGAACAGUAUAGAAACUACACCAAGUCCCAUGAUGAAAUCAUCCAGAGUGUAAAAAGUGCAGAGAGCAGGCUCCUCCAACUUAUCUCUCAAAAAGUCACCAGUCUUGCUGAAUGCACUGAUCAAGAGAAAAAACUUAGAGCGCUGUCCGGGCAGAUGGAGUCCUUGCUGAGCUGUCUGGACAACCUGAGGGAAUGGUGCCCAGAGCAGAGCUGCCGGGGAGGCAGGGAAGCUGCGGUGACUGCCAUCUGGAGACGAGUGUCAAGAAUACGGCGCUGCACUCAGGAGCUGACCACACGAAGCACACAGAGAAUCUCAGAGUGGCUUGAUGUCACCAAUAGUGUGGAGAAAGCCUCUGUUGUAUUGGAGCAGGUAGAGGUGGGGCUUCCUGGUGAUUCCAGGUUGAAGGCCUCUGAGGAGCUCCAGGACCUGCUGCAGUCCUGGGAACAGUACCAGGACAGACUGGACUGUGAACAUCGAGCCCUGUCUGCACUGGAACUGCGCGCAGCCAGGCUGCUGGGUGUCCCUGCCCACCUGGAGGAGGCUCCUCCCACUCCACUGUGUCAGCAGCUGCAGGCGAUGCAGGGCCGAUGUGACAGUGUGAAGCAGAGGAGCGGUGAAGGCUUACUGGCAGCCAGGGUUGAGCUAGAGGAGAGAGAAAAGGUUCGAGAGGAGCUGCAGGUGCUUUGUGGUUGGCUUGAGGCUGUACAAAGUCUCCUGUCUGACAUGGAGAAGAGCAGCCGUACAGAGGAGCUACUGGAAAUCCACGGUCAGCUUAGUGUCCACAAGUCUUUACUGCAGCGCAUCAUGGAGCAGGUUAAGAUGAAAUACUCUGAUGUGUAUUCUCUGGUCCCGAUUGAGAUCGACAGCCAACUCCAGGAAGUCACAAAGUCAAUGGAAGAAGUGGAGCUCAAGGUGGGAGAGGCCGUGGAGAAGAGAGGUCCUGUUUCCAGUCUAGGGGUAAAGCUGUUUGAUAUCCAAGCUGGCCUGAGAUCAGUUCAGAAGACUCUGGAAGAAAGAAGCCCCACUGUGACUGAUGCAAAGGCCACACAGAAGCAUGUGUGGGACCAGCUGGAUGUGUGGCACUCCCGUCUGGCAGCACUAGAGGUAGAAAUGCAAGACUUGGAGAAACCUGAGGAAGCAUUGAUCCUCACAGAAAGACUGGUGGAGGUCCAGCAGCUGCACUCCCUGCUGGCCAAGCAGGCAGAGCAGAGGACCACCCUUCUCAGCAAGAUACACACGUGGCUUCAAGAGCAUCAAGAGAUGAUCAACAGCUCGAAGAGCUGGAUGGCCGAGGCGCAGUCAUGGCUCGCUGCUCCCUGCACGUACACCACCGCUAAAUGUUUGAGCAGCCAUGUUAACGCCCUGCAGCUUGUGUUGAAUGAUGCAGCCCAGAUCCGAAGCACGCUGCAGGGCUUCAGCUCAGUCCUAAAGGAGAUGUCACAGGUUUGUGACAUCACGGCUCUCCAGGAACAGCUGACUGAAGCGGACCGCCAGGUGGCCGAUGUUCAGGAUGGCUUCACAGCUCCUCUGUCUCAGCUGGAACAUGCUGCUGCUGAGGUGGAGGCUAUUGAGAGUGAAGUGAAGCGAAUGGAGAGUAAUGUGGUGGAGAUUAAGGCAUUACUCUCUUCUCCAGAAUCUCUCACUAAACACAGAGAGGAAAGGUUUAAGAUGAUUGAGCAGAUGAUCCAGCCGAUGAGGAGAACAAUAGCUGAGAUCCAGAAAUGUAAACCCGGCCUUUGUCUUCCAGAGAAAGCUCAAGAGACUCUGACUGUCUUUACUGUAGUGGACCAGCUCCAGACUCUGCUGCUGGAACUGGAGAAGAAAGUCCCGGCCCUUUUCAUUCAGCAGUCUCCAACUCCAACUCAAACCAAACUCCAAAAAUCCGUUUCUGGGGAGGCUGAGAAGGAAGAGCAGGGCCAAAUCCGAAUCGUCCACUUUGAAGAGGAUGUAGUGAAGAGAUCUGGAGGAACUCUGCAGAAUGUGGGGCAGUCCUUUGUUAACAUUCAGCAGUGGGAGCAUCAGAGCAUGCUCCAGGCUGAAGAAGACACAGACACUAAAGAGAAAGAGGAGCUGAGAGUAGAAGAUGCUGGACGAAGUGUGUUGUGGUGGCUCUGGGAUGCUUUCCUGGGAGCUUCACCAGAGGUACCUCUGCUUGUUGUCUCAGAAGAGACUGAAGCUGCUGCUGGACAAAGCGCUGCAGAGGAGAAAAAGGAUGUUGUGGGCUCCACUGACACCGCAGAAGCAAGUUCAUCUGAAGCUUUAUCAAAACCUCUGGGCACGGUCAAAACUCAGGCACUGUCUGAGAGCAUGGUAAACCCGGCCUCGACCGAAAACAUCUCCAAGUCUGACCCUAGGUCCCAGCAGAGAUGUGUAGUCUCCUGUUCAGCUAGUUUCCUUCAUUCCUCCUCCUCUUCUGUCUCUACCUGCCUGGUGCAGAGAAGUGUAGCCAGGUGUGUUGUGUUUGUGUCUCAGGAAUCCCAGCCUGGGCCGGACACCUAUGAAGGAAUCCUCCAUGUGUGUCUUGAGAGGGUCAGCCAGCUGGAGCUGUGGCUGCUGAAAGCCCAGAGAAGUCUUGAUGCAGCGACCAUGCAGGACAGUGUGGAGCAGCAACUCCUCACCUGCCAGGAAAUGUUCCUGGAGAUUGAGGAGAAGGUCGCCAGCUUGUCAGCACUUGGUCCUGCUGCUGACCAGCUGCAGCUGAAUCAGCAAGAGGCAGCCGAGCUUCUGGCUUCCAAGCUGGAGCUCCUGAAGGCCAACCUGUUCUCCUUCCAGCAGAGGCUACAGGACCGACAUGAAGAGGAGAAGAUGUCCGGGGAUAAAGAGACACUGGAGCACGCCCCCACAAAGUCCGUUCCUCCAGCUGAGCACCACCUUGAGUUAAAGCUGAAGCGCAGCAGCAGUGUUCAGGAGAUCUUCUCCUCACCACGAAAUGAACUGCUGAGACAGAGCAGCCUGCAGCAGCAAAAGGAGUUGGAGCAGGAGCUGACUGAGCAGAGGGGACUGACUCAGGCCAUCGCCAGGCAGGGCAGCAGAGUUCGACUCUACAGCCCAGAGCUAGAGGACCAAAGUCAGCUGUCACCAAGGUGGCCUCCUGCUGAGGCUGAUGUGGAGGAGGACUCUGCUGAGAAGAAGUGGGAUCGCCUUCACAGUCGGCUGCUCGCUGUGGGGGAGAGCUGGCUGCUUCCUCUGUCUGAGGUGACAGACUCAUCUAUGAAGGGUAGUGAUGGAACAGCAGGACGCAUGAUUGGUACAAAAAACCUGAAAGAGCUCCAGACCUACAUCAGCCAGCUGAGAGAGCUGGGCCACACAUCUGCAGAGCUUCUGAAUCAGGCUCCGCAUGUGGAGGACAUCCAUCAGGUGCUUGAUGAGAGCUUGUUUCAUGUGUUGCAUGGAGCGUCCCUGUUCCUGUCCUCCAGCCAUAAUCUGCUGCACUCACCUGCUGAGAUCACACACCAGGACGACGCUCAGCUGAGGCUUCUGCAGGUGCAGAGUCUGUCAGCAGAGUUGGCCAACCUGGGUAGUGAGCUGGUCUCUCAGGGAUCAAAGGUCAGCCAUGUCCUGGGGUCAGAGUGCUGUCAGCAGUGUGUGGAUGAUCUGUGCAGAGUCCUCCCUGUUGUCCAGGCUGCACUGUCCAGGAAAGAGAAGGAGCUCCAUAACAUCCAGCUGGACUCUGCAGAGAAACAGAUCCAGGAGUCUUUGCAGCAGCAGGCUGAGCAGGUAAACUCCCUGCUGCAGGAGGCUGGCCAACACAAACUGCCAGCCUCUCUUGUCCACCAGGCCACAAAGCUGCAGGGUGAGCUGGACACAGUUCUGGGUGGCGUCCGUUCGCAGUGUGAGGAUCUGAAAAGCAGAGCAGACCUGCAGCAGCAGUUUGAGCGGCUGGUCCACAGCCAGCAGGAGCUGCUCAGUCUUGGCUCUGAACGCCUUGCUCUUCAACCUGACAUGGAGCUCCACAGCAGGACUCAGCUCCAGCAGCAGCUAAGCAGUCACAUGAAAUUCUUCCAGGUCUUGGGUCAACGCAUUCACAACUUGCAGUACCUGACCAACAAAGUCCCAGAUAGCGCCCUCCAGAGGUGGGAGGGUGUAGUGGCAGGAUUGCAGGACGAGGUUGUACGACUACAACGGCAUGGGCUGGAGAAAGGCGUCAGGAUGCAGCAAACACUACAGAUGUGGUCGAAGUGGGAGGACGACAGCAUCUGGUGGGACUCUCAGCUGAGAAGCAUUGAAUCUUCAUUUCCCAACAUGCAGGAGGAUGAUGUCUCAGAGGAGCAGGCAUCAGGGAACCUCUCUGUCUACAAGAAACUGAGCUGCAUUUUGGUGGAGAACGAAGCACGGUUCCUUCAGAUGCUGGAGGCAGGGCAGCACCUGCAGAGGGUGGGCUGUGAUCGAGUGGGUGUGUCCACCUUGAAACUGGAGGCACGCUGGAAAUCAUUACACAAGAGGCUGAAGGAUGAACGUACCAGCUUUGACAGAAAAAGGAAGCUGAGGAGCAGAUUUCUUUGUGACGCUGUUGUGCUGACAAACUGGAUGACCAGGGCAAGAGCGUUGGUUGACAAACUGAAUCAGUUCUCUGCCUCAAGCAGCGAGCAGAUGACUGUUCAACAAAGGCGCGACCAUUUCCUCCAGUGUGUGGCUUUAACCAAAGAGCUGGAGGCCAAAUCUGAGGUGAGGCUGAUGCUGAUUGGUACUGUGACCCAGAUGGUCCAACUGAGGAAACCAGAGGGAGACUCAAACAGCAAUAAAGAUCAAGCGAAUUCUCAGUCCCAGACUUCAGACCCAGAUCUCGGCUCGGUAAACACUCAGCUCAGGCAUCUAGAGCUGGACUGGACCAGCCUGCUGGCUGAUGUGCCCGUCAUCCAACAAGCUCUGCACAAGCUAUGGAUGGAGGGGCUGACACAGCAGGAGGUUCUGCAGGAGCUGCAGGCCUGGCUUGGAGAAGCUGAGUCCCAGCUGGAGGAGUAUCACAGCAGCAUCAACCAAAACAUCUGCACCAACACUGAUCUGACCACUGUCCUGAAAUACUGCAAGGAGUGUCAGUCAGAGACAUCUGCCCAUCAGGCCACCCUGGAGUACCUAAAUCAGCCUUUACUGGCUUGUAGUACUGAGAAAGACCAGAGGAGGCGUUGUGAGUACAACCAAUUUGCAGAAGAGCAGGGUGCUCAGAGCUACCGGUGGCUUAGUCUGCAGGCAAACCUUCAAGCAUUGAUUGACGAGGUGGAUCAGGAGCUGAAGGAAAGAGCGGAGCUGGAAACCCAACUGCAGCAGAUCCACAGCUGGAUCACAGAUCAGAACCUCUGGAUUGACUCGGUUCAGACCCCCAGCAGUCACACACAACUGCAGACGAACAUCAGCAUGUGCCAGGAUCUGGAGGAGAAGACCAGGCAGAGGUGUGCAGCUCUUCAGGAGCUGAGAGACCAAAUCAGUGGCAAAAGAGAAAAGAGCAGGUGUGACUUUUUCUCUCAGACAGAUAAAUCCAUCCAGGCCUGCACAGCUCUCCAACAACUGACUGGAUCAGUGAAACGGAGGCUGAUUCAAGCUCAGCAGCUGUGGAGCAUCAUGGAGAAGAAACAGAAUGACGUGAUGCUGAAGACGCUCCGAACAUCUCAGACUCUGGAUUAUCACAGCAGCCCUCAGCUCUCCCUGCAGGCACAGAAAUGCCUUCAUGAGAAGCUUCAGCUUCUCCUUGAGGACACAACAGCAUUUGAGGCAGAGUGGAAAGAUCUGAGUCAAAGCUUCGACUCUCUCAGAGGAAAUACCAGUCCUGCUGCAGCUGCUGUCAUCACUGAACAGCUGGACAGACAGAGAGACAGCUGGACCGAGGUGUUGGGAGCUCUGGGCCAGCAGCUCCAGCAGAGUUGGGAGAUCCUGCAGGUCUGGGAGGUUUAUACACGGCUGGUGGCGUCUUUCUCUGAACGCCUCCAGACUCUUCAGAGUGAGGUCACAGCAGAGCUGCACGUCACCUCCGAACUAGAUGACACUGUGGGCCAGAUCACUGCCAAGAUACACACGGUCCAGACUUUCUUCAGUAGAACCAGCAGUUUGCAGUCUGACCUGGAAAAGCUGCUGGAGGCCUCCAAGGACCUGGUUAGCCACCAGGACCCUUCAGCUGCCAGUUUGGUCAAAUCAGAGUGCCGCUUGUUGUCACGUGGUGUCCUGCAGCUCAGCCAGCAGGUGUCAGGGAGGCUGGAUCAGCUCCAGGAGGAGCUUAAAGAGCUGCAGGAGAUUGAAAAUGUCCUGGAGUCACUAGAGAGGAAUCUGAAGGUCUGGCAGCAGCGCCUGGAGGAUGUGGCUCAGACAGACCAGUCUGGCCUCCUGGAGCUGAGCGGCCUGUCUGCUGACCUGGAUGUGCUGAAUGAGGUGAGCUGCAGCCUGACGCUGGGUGACGCUGCUGCACGCCGCCUGCAGCGCCUCAACCACUGCUGGGCCAACACCUCCGCUAGAGCUCAGGAGGCCUGCAGUGAGCUGCAGACGGAGGUACUGAGGCAACAGACGUUUGAACAGAAGUGUGAGAGCUGGAUGUCGUUCCUGCAGCGGAUGGAGGACAGUCUGGCCGUGGACGUCGCUGGCUCCUACUUUGGCCUCAGGCAGCAGCUCUGCACACACAAGCGGUUUCAGACAGAGCUUUCCGUCGGUCACCAGAUUCUGCAUUCAGUCAUCACUGAAUCUCUUCAUCUGCUGCAGAAAGGAGAGGUGGAGGACAGGAGCGACUUUAUCCUGAAGCUGGCUCAGCUCAGAGAGCACUGGCAGGGGGCGGUGCAGCGGGCCGACCAGCGCCGCUCCUUGGUGGAGGGGCUGGUGAAGCACUGGCACCUGUACAGCCGCAGCCUGAGGAAGCUGCAGAGGUUCCUGUCGGACACACAGACCCUCCUUCCCCCCGCCGGGCCGCCCCGCUGCAGCCUGCAGCAGCUCCGACGCUCCCUCCAGGACCUCCAGCACACAGAGCUGCUGUUCCAGAGGUAUCAGAGCACCUUCAUCCACACUCUGGAGGUCGGCCGGCAGCUCUUCUCCAUGGGAGACGAGGAGACCCAGACUCGGCUGCAGGUGGAUCUGGGAACACUGCAGGAGGAGUGGGAAAACCUGCACAGCCUGCUGGGCAGAAGGAUGGACCUCACUGAAGCCAUCAUCAAGAACUGGGAGCGCUGUGAGGCUGGACUGGAAAACAGCAUGUUGCAGCUGAAGGACAUGAAGACCCGGCUGAACCAGUCCAUGCCAGAAUGUGAUGCUGACCUCCAGAGAGCAGACAUAUUCAGCAAGGAGAACGAGGACUCCCUGGAGGACUGGGCUGAGAGCCUGACGGAGCUGAGCACCAUGAAGACAGAUCUGUCCCAGUACAUCAUCGCGGACGACGUCCUGCUGCUGCAGGAGCAGGUGGAGCACCUGCACUGUCAGUGGGAGGAACUCUGCUUUAAGGUGUCUCUACGUAAACAGGAGAUUGCAGACCGUCUGAAUGCCUGGAUCAUCUUCAACGAGAAGAACAAGGAGCUUUGCGAGUGGCUCACACAGAUGGAGAACAAGGUGGCACACAACUCCGACCUCAACAUCGAGGAGAUGGUGGAGAAGCUCAAGAAGGACUGUAUGGAAGAGAUCAACCUGUUCAGUGAAAAUAAAACUCACCUGAAGCAGCUCGGGGAACAACUCAUCACAGCCAGCAACAAGACCAAGGAAACUGAGAUCAACGACAAGCUGAAGGAUGUCAACGACCGCUGGCAGCAUCUGUUUGACCACAUAGAGGCCAGGGUGAGAAAGCUGAAGGAGACGCUGCUGACGGUGCAGCAGCUUGAUAAGAACAUGAGCAACCUGCGGACGUGGCUGUCCCACAUCGAGACAGAGCUGGCCAAGCCGGUGGUCUACAACGUCUGCCACAGCGACGAGAUACAGAGGAAACUAGCUGAGCAGCAGGAUCUGCAGCGGGACAUCGAACAGCACACUGAGAGUGUGGCAUCUGUGCUGACGCUCUGCGACGUCCUGCUGCACGAUGCCGAUGCCUGUGGCAGCGACUCCGAGAACGACUCCAUCCAGCAGACCUCCCGCAGUCUGGACCGCCGCUGGAGGAACAUCUGCGCUAUGUCCAUGGAGAGGAGGAUGAGGAUUGAGGAAACGUGGCGCCUUUGGUGCAAGUUCCUGGAUGACUAUUCUCGUUUUGAAGACUGGCUGAAAGCAGCUGAGCUCACUGUGGCCAGCCCUGACUCCUCCAAUGUCCUCUACACCAGCGCCAAAGAGGAGCUCAAGAAGUUUGAGGCGUUCCAGCGGCAGGUUCAUGAGCGGCUGACUCAGCUGGAGCUGGUAAACAAACAGUACCGCCGUCUGUCCCGAGAGAACCGCACUGACGCUGCCAGCAAGCUCAAAGUCCUGGUCCACGAUGGGAACCAGCGAUGGGACUGCCUGCAGAGGAGGGUGGCAGCUGUGCUGCGUAGACUCAAGCACUUUACCUCUCAAAGAGAGGACUUUGAAGGAACGCGUGAAGGGAUCCUGGUCUGGCUUACGGAGAUGGACCUCCAGCUCACCAAUGUGGAGCACUUCUCAGAAAGUGAUAUUGAAGAUAAGAUGAGACAGCUGAACUGCUUCCAGCAGGAGAUCACGCUGAACACCAACAAGAUUGACGCCCUCAUCGUGUUUGGGGAGAACCUGAUUCAGAAGAGCGCUCCCCUGGACGCUGUGCUGAUCGAGGACGAGCUGGAGGAGCUCCACUCCUACUGCCAGGAGGUCUUUGGCCGUGUGGCUCGCUUCCAUCACCGCCUCAUCAACCGAAGACCGGUUCUGGAAGAGGAGAGAGAGACGUCAGACCGGGACACGGACGUGGACGACUCCCCUGAUCUGACCAACGGGGCGUCUUGGACAGAGACGAGGAGGAAGAAGGAUGAAGAUGAAGCUCCACCAGUGGGGGGAGUGUCAUCUGGACGGCAGGCCGUGUGCCACCUCCUUGUUCCUCCUCCUGAGCGGUCGGGAAGAGAGACCCCUGUCAGCGUGGACUCUAUCCCUCUGGAGUGGGACCACACCGUGGAUGUGGGAGGAUCAUCAUCACACGAGGAUGAUGAGGACACCACCUUCUUCAGCGCUCUGUCAGAUGUGAGCGUGACAGAGAGUUCAGACUCGUUUGUUAAAGCGACUUUCAGGGCAGUAAAAGCAGCCUCGGGUAGGCUCCCAGCCUCCUGCAUGAGUCUCUGGCAUCAGCCUGGCUCCCCAGAGAGGAAACGGGUUCCCCGUGAAAUCAUCCGAGGCCUGAGCUCAUCUCCAACGCACACCGCUGGCAAUCCUUACCACCAGCAGGGCUACGCUAAGUUGAUGUCAGAGUGCAGCAGCAGCAUCAACAGCGUGAAAAGAGUGAAACUGAUCCUAAACGAUGAGGAGGAGCUAGAAGAUGCAGGUCUGACCAGCAGCACAGCCAACAAGCAGAACAGUACAGGUAUGCUAACAUGUGUGAUCGAGCGCUGGGAGCUGCUACAAGCACAAAAGUUCACCAAAGAAUCUGACAUCAAGCAGGACCUGAAGCAGUGGCAGAAACUCAACUCUGACCUCUGUGAUGUCACUUCCUGGCUGGGCAGGAUGCUGCCAGAGCUGGAGAGGCUUCAGCGCAUCGCACCAUCCACCAGCAUCCAAGACAUCGAGGUCAACGUCAAGAAACUUAAGGAGAUGCAGAAAACCUUCAACAGCUACAAGUGCUUGAUGAUCUCUGUCAACCUGAGCAGUCGUCACUUCCUGCACGGUGACAGCAUCGAGCUGCGGGAGCUGCAGGACGCGCUGAGCUCAGCCAAUCACAGCUGGACGCAGGCCUGCAGCGGUCUGGAGAGAUGCGAGAGGAGGCUGCACUCCACCCUCUUGCAGUGCCAGGAGUUCCAUGAAACGCUGCACGCUCUGCUCAUGUGGCUUUCUCAGGCUGAGAACAAACUGAGUGCUCUAACUGCGAACAACCCGUCGGCUUCACACUCUUCACUGCUGGAGCAACGAGGGGCUCUGAUGGUUUUGCAGGACAAGCUGCGCAGCAGACAUCGGCAGGUUUCUGUGCUGCAGGAGAUCUCCUCCCAGCUCCUGCUGGAGCCCAGCGAGGACGUCAGCGUGGAGGCCAAAGAGAAGGUCCACGUCAUCGGCAACAAACUGCAUCUGCUGCUGCGACAGGUGGCUGUAGCCCUGCAGUCGCUGCAUGGAAGACUGGGGACCUGCUCGUCCAGCUCGUCCAGCUCUGAAAUGGACCACAUCGGCCUGGGAGCCCUCAGUUCACCUCUGCUGCUGCAUCAGGAGGAGUCCGGUUUACAGGCAGCUACUGGCGGACAACCAGCCAUCAGAAGGGAGGAGAAGAGGGAUUCCUCCCCCCACCGACCCUUCCUCUAUCGGAUCCUACGAGCUGCCUUCCCUCUCCACCUGCUCUUCUUUGUGCUGCUGAUUCUGGUCUGCUUGGUGCCUCUGUCUGACGAGGACUACAGCUGUACACUGUCCAACAAUUUUGCCCGAUCCUUCUACCCUAUGCUGCGCUACACCAACGGCCCUCCGCCCACAUGAACGUUCAGAGGUUGAAAUCCAAAUGACAGCGUUAAGCAGAAGUUCACAGGCGUCCACAAACGAAAAGCAGUGCCCUACAUGUGUGAGGGAUUCAUGUGUGGCUUGAAAUUUUAUUGCUGUAUUUUAAAAUGUAUUUAUUUAUUUAUUUAUUGUUUUAAAUAAGAAGCCAUAUCAUCGGUUUGUUUUCAAGUUCGUGACUUCAUUUUUAAAAUAAUGUACAUUUGCCAGUUGACAUCCUGCCGAACAACCUCCAUAAACAGUGUAAAGGCAAACAAAAUGAUCAAGAUUUAUUUUAAUACCUCUAUUUUCUACAAACUAGUACGUGGAAUGAAGGAUAAACGAGUGUUAACACACAAAAAUAAAUAAAAAAAAACAAAACGUAAGACAUGAAGAACAGCAGCCGUUUCUACCACUGCCACUAUUUCUACAGUUUUUCAUAGAAGCCAGAGACUUGUUGAUGACACAUUUCUUACGCAAAUGUUUCUUUUUUUUGUUAGAUUUUAAAGGUAUUUAAGGUUUUGAAAAUGAUGGCAGCAACUCAUCUGCAGACUUGCCUUUCUGUAGUUAAAUGAGCCACAAUAUGAAAUGACCCUGUUUAAUCUUUAUAUGGUGGAAAACUACUGAGGAAGCGAUGGGUAAGAAAUUGUUUGAGUGAUGCUGAAGUAAUUUGAGGUUAAAUAAUUCAUACUGGCUUGUUAUUUUAAAUUUUGGCACUGCAUUUAUCUCAGAGCCAGUAUAAUAAAUUAUUUUCCAAUAUUUAUUUAAAACAUGUUUAGAAUGUUUCAAUAUGUUAGUAAAUCACUAAAUAUGAGUUUUGCAAAAUGCACAAAUACUCAGUUUAAGCUGCAUUAAGCGGUUAUGUUAUAAUUAUAUUCAAACCCACACCAGGUGUUGUGUAUCAUCCUUUACCCAUCUUUUAAUUCUCCUCCAGCAAAUAAAAUUUGACCCUAUAAUAUCUGCAUGAUGUUAUUUAGCCUCUGUCAACCAGAUCUAAAGCUGCAUGAGAAGGAAAUCUGUUUUGUCCAUUAUUUCUCUCCUUUAAUAAUAACAAUUGUUGUUGUACUAUACAUAGUUGGAAAGCCUGAUUUUUACAGCGUGUAAGGAUCAUGCAUCAUGGUGGAUCAUGAACAGCUGAACAUGCAGGUAAUGCCCCAAAAAUGUGCCCAAAUCCCCUGCAAUAUUCUCCUGUUCUACAUUUAGAAGAAGAAAUUCAUGCCAAAAUCAGUCCUCUAGUUACAGUCACUGGGAGCAGUGGGUAGCCAUGCGCCGCACCUUACUUGUCAAGGUAAAUAAGUAGUUUGAUGAAUAGCCCACUUGGAAUCAGUGAAUACAAACAGGAGAAAAUUGCAGGGGAUUUUUUUAACACUACUCACAUGUUUAGCUGUGUUGCUCAUUUCACAGAUGCACCAUCCGUACAAAUUACAUUGUGUUGUAAAGGUGAGUAAUCAGACUUUCCAUCGGUGAAUUAUACAACACCAACUGGCCUAAUUAACUGCGAGAAAUAAUCAAACAGUUCAGGUGAUUAAAGUUGGAUAAGCAGCACUGACAGUCGUUUCAAGAUACCCACAAAAAACAUGUGGUUCUGUCUUUUGUGUAGAGAAAUUCUGACUAUACAAUUUAAAUACUUUUUUUUAUGAAGCUGUGUAACCCACCCAACAAUAUAUGACUUAAUCAGAGCAGGCAAACAUUUACUUGCUUUAAAACACUGAUGCAGCACGGUAAAACAUGUCAGACUUGAAUGUAAGAAACCCUCUGGGUGCUGAAUGUAGCUAUGUUCCUGCACAAUCAACAAUAAUUAAAUGUGCUAAAUUUACUGUUAAUAUAGGCCCUAAAUGUUAGAGGAGAUUCUGAGUAAUUUAUGAUGCUGUAAAUAAUCUCAGCUUCACACUCAGAAGGCCAGCGGAAGAGAAACAAGAAAAAAAUGUGUAAAGUUUGCUGUAUUUUGUGAUCUUUAUUUAUGGGAUGUAAAGAUUAUCAUUUUGACUGAUAAUAAACCGUGUUGAUUUGC